Durusdinium trenchii is the source of this 1048-nucleotide messenger RNA. The record is from the annotation of a GenBank genome assembly. Lineage: Eukaryota; Dinophyceae; Suessiales; Symbiodiniaceae.
GUUUCGGAGGCUUCGGGCUCGGCACCUCCCCUCCAGCGGCGUUCUCGCGUGCGGGACCGGGCGCACUCUCGUGGCCAUGGCCAUGAGUGCGUUGGACGAAGCAACUCGGGAGGUAUCCGUUUUGUUGCAGAAACAUGCUCAAGAGCUGGAGUUGGUGUUUCAGCGCCUUCAAAGCCGCUUGAAGUGUGAGGACCCGGAUGCCACGCCGAGGGAGUCCUCGUGCUUGCUGACGCGUUUGUCGGGUGUUCGGAGCAGCUCCAAGGGCCCGCAGUUGCCAGAGGAAGUUCCACCAAAGGUGGCCUUCCCAGCAGAAGAGCUUCCAGGUGCUAUUGCGGAGGAGGACAAGGAACAGGAACAGUUGACCGCGGUGAUGCCCUUGGAGUCUCCCCGCAGCUGUGGCACCUCUGUCUCAGGUGACGAGCCGGACUCACGGGAAGCCUCGCCGAGGCGUGAGGAUGUCUCCUAUGCUAGGACGAAGACGCAGAUUCAACGCAAGAAGAUCAUCAAGAGCCAAGAUGAGCAUUCCACCUACCAGUCUUGGACGCAGCGCGUGGUCUAUAGCUCCUGCUACGAGUUGUACAGUGCCCUUUUGAUCCUACUGAAUGCCAUCUUUGUGGGUUGGCAGACCGAAUACGCGGCCUCCACGGUGCGGCAACCCGCGUCGCAGGAUGGCUUCGAGCCCACGUUCUUCUUCGUAGCGCAGAUCGUGUUCUUCUUGGCUUUCUUCAUGGAUUUGGCUCUCCGCUGGGUGGCUGAUGGCCUCAUCUACUUUGUUUGCAAUGAGGAGAUGUAUUGGAACGUCUUGGACAUUUUCGUGGUGGCUUUCAACCUAAUUGAGGUCAUCACGGAAACCAUGAUGUUCUCCGGGUCGGAGAGUGCGGUGCUGAUGACCAACUUCACGGUGGUUCGCAUGAUCCGCGUGCUGCGGGUGGUUCGGAUCGCCAGAGUGAUCCGAGUCUUGAAGGCCGACUCAGGGCUGGCGUGGGCGGCACUGGGGGCGGCACUGGGGAGCACAGGGCGGCCAGGUUGAGGAGGAGUCUAGCCCCGG